CAGCGGCGGCGGCGGCCCCGGCCGAGGUGCGCGCUGGUGGGGAGGGGGGGCCUGAGAGGAGCAUGAAUGGAGCAAAAUGGCGGAUCAUGUGCAGAGCCUGGCCCAACUAGAGAAUCUGUGCAAACAGUUGUAUGAAACAACAGAUACAACCACUCGACUGCAGGCAGAGAAAGCCUUGGUUGAAUUCACCAACAGCCCUGAUUGCCUGAGCAAGUGCCAGCUGCUCCUCGAGAGAGGAAGUUCGUCCUACUCCCAGCUGCUGGCAGCUACAUGCCUUACCAAGCUCGUGUCUCGGACAAACAACCCCUUGCCCCUGGAGCAGCGGAUAGAUAUCCGGAACUAUGUGCUCAACUACCUUGCCACUCGGCCAAAGUUGGCGACUUUCGUGACUCAAGCCCUCAUCCAGCUGUAUGCCAGGAUCACAAAGCUGGGCUGGUUUGACUGCCAGAAGGAUGACUACGUCUUCAGAAACGCAAUCACAGACGUCACAAGGUUCCUGCAGGACAGUGUUGAAUACUGCAUCAUUGGCGUCACAAUUUUAUCUCAGCUCACCAAUGAAAUUAAUCAAGUAAGUGCUACAGCCUUCCUUAUUGAAGCAGACACAACUCAUCCUUUAACCAAACACAGAAAAAUAGCCUCUUCUUUCCGAGACUCAUCACUGUUUGAUAUCUUCACACUUUCCUGCAAUUUACUAAAACAGGCAUCAGGAAAGAAUCUGAACUUGAAUGAUGAAAGUCAGCAUGGCUUGCUAAUGCAACUGCUCAAACUCACCCACAACUGUCUGAACUUUGAUUUUAUCGGCACAUCUACUGAUGAGUCCUCAGACGACCUGUGUACAGUUCAGAUCCCCACCAACUGGAGAUCAGCAUUCUUAGAUUCUUCGACUCUGCAGCUGUUUUUUGACCUGUAUCAUUCCAUUCCUCCCUCGUUCUCACCUUUGGUAUUGUCCUGCUUAGUACAGAUUGCCUCAGUCCGGAGAUCCCUAUUUAACAAUGCUGAGAGGGCCAAGUUUCUCUCUCAUCUUGUUGAUGGUGUUAAACGAAUACUGGAAAAUCCACAGAGUUUAUCAGACCCAAACAAUUACCAUGAGUUCUGCAGACUACUGGCUCGGUUAAAGAGUAACUACCAACUGGGAGAACUGGUAAAAGUGGAAAACUACCCUGAUGUUAUCCGAUUGAUAGCCAACUUCACAGUGACCAGCCUACAGCACUGGGAAUUUGCCCCAAAUAGUGUGCACUAUCUCCUGAGCCUAUGGCAGCGGCUGGCAGCCUCUGUACCAUAUGUCAAAGCCACAGAGCCCCAUAUGCUGGAAACAUAUACUCCUGAGGUUACCAAAGCCUAUAUCACAUCCCGCUUGGAAUCUGUGCACAUCAUUCUGAGGGAUGGCCUGGAAGAUCCCUUGGAAGAUACAGGUCUGGUCCAGCAACAGCUGGACCAGCUGUCCACCAUCGGGCGUUGUGAGUAUGAGAAGACAUGCGCGCUCCUUGUGCAGCUAUUUGACCAGUCAGCCCAGUCCUACCAAGAACUGCUGCAGAGUGCCAGUGCCAGCCCAAUGGACAUUGCAGUGCAGGAGGGACGACUGACGUGGCUAGUCUAUAUCAUUGGAGCUGUGAUUGGUGGCCGAGUUUCUUUUGCCAGCACUGAUGAGCAAGAUGCAAUGGAUGGUGAGCUUGUCUGUCGGGUGCUCCAGCUUAUGAACCUGACAGAUUCCCGCUUGGCUCAGGCUGGUAAUGAGAAGCUCGAAUUGGCCAUGCUGAGUUUUUUUGAGCAGUUUCGUAAGAUCUACAUUGGGGACCAGGUGCAGAAAUCCUCAAAGCUGUACCGCCGACUCUCAGAAGUUCUGGGAUUGAAUGACGAGACGAUGGUGCUGAGUGUCUUCAUAGGAAAAGUCAUCACCAACUUGAAGUACUGGGGUCGUUGUGAGCCAAUCACCUCCAAGACACUGCAGCUCCUCAAUGACCUCUCCAUCGGAUACAGUAGCGUAAGGAAGUUAGUGAAGCUUAGCGCUGUACAGUUCAUGCUGAACAAUCACACGAGCGAGCACUUUUCAUUUUUGGGUAUUAACAAUCAGUCCAACCUGACAGACAUGCGGUGUCGGACUACCUUCUACACAGCACUUGGGCGUCUCCUCAUGGUGGAUUUAGGAGAGGAUGAAGAUCAGUAUGAACAAUUCAUGCUUCCUCUAACAGCAGCGUUUGAGGCAGUGGCCCAGAUGUUCAGCACUAACAGCUUCAAUGAACAGGAGGCAAAGAGAACUCUGGUUGGCCUAGUGAGAGACCUGAGAGGGAUAGCCUUUGCCUUCAAUGCCAAGACCAGUUUCAUGAUGCUCUUCGAAUGGAUAUACCCCUCCUACAUGCCAAUUCUCCAGCGGGCAAUUGAGCUCUGGUACCAUGACCCAGCCUGUACCACACCUGUGCUCAAGCUGAUGGCUGAAUUAGUUCAUAACAGAUCUCAGCGACUCCAAUUUGAUGUUUCAUCUCCCAAUGGUAUCUUACUUUUCCGAGAAACCAGCAAGAUGAUAACAAUGUAUGGCAAUCGCAUCCUGACACUAGGAGAGGUGCCAAAGGAUCAGGUCUAUGCUUUGAAGCUCAAGGGUAUCUCCAUCUGCUUCUCCAUGCUGAAGGCUGCCCUCAGUGGGAGUUAUGUCAACUUUGGGGUCUUCCGUCUCUAUGGAGAUGAUGCCUUGGAAAAUGCCCUACAGACCUUCAUCAAACUACUCCUCUCUAUUCCUCAUAGUGACCUCCUGGAUUACCCCAAGCUCAGCCAGUCUUACUACUCACUACUGGAAGUCCUGACCCAGGACCAUAUGAACUUUAUUGCAAGCCUGGAACCUCAUGUCAUCAUGUACAUCCUCUCUUCGAUCUCUGAAGGACUUACUGCACUUGACACCAUGGUAUGCACAGGCUGCUGUUCCUGCCUAGACCAUAUUGUGACGUAUCUCUUCAAACAGCUGUCACGUAGCACCAAGAAAAGGACAACACCCCUGAACCGGGAGAGUGACUGCUUUCUGCAUAUCAUGCAGCAGCAUCCAGCUAUGAUCCAGCAGAUGCUGUCCACGGUGCUGAACAUCAUUAUCUUUGAAGAUUGUAGGAAUCAGUGGUCUAUGUCUCGACCCCUGCUUGGCUUAAUACUACUUAAUGAAAAGUAUUUUUCUGACCUAAGAAACAGCAUCGUCAAUAGCCAACCACCAGAGAAGCAGCAGGCCAUGCAUCUGUGUUUUGAAAAUUUGAUGGAAGGCAUUGAGCGGAAUCUUCUGACGAAAAACAGAGACAGGUUCACCCAGAACCUGUCAGCAUUCCGUCGAGAGGUCAACGACUCAAUGAAGAAUUCCACUUAUGGAGUGAAUAGCAAUGACAUGAUGAGCUGACAACUCUCGGACUCUACCUUGCAGAGCAGCGUCCCUUUGGUCUGGUCCAGAGGGUGAACAGUUGCAAGGGAGAGAGCCUGGCUGAUCCCGGCUCCUUCCUCCAGGGGUAUGGGGGAAAUGGCAAAAGUCAACCAGCUAUUUCCCCAGAAAGUACGGGGAAGUACGGGGUGUGCGUGCACUCACUGAGGGACAGGGCACUGCUGGUUCCUGGGGGACUGGGGUGGGAAGGGGUGGUGGGAGGAGACAGACGCACAGGCAUCUGAGCCUCCGGCCGCUCCUGGGGUCACCGUGCAGGGAGAGCCCGGCGCCCUGCCGCAGCCUGCCUUGUAUAAACAUGUACAUUUUUUCAUAACGUUUUCAACAAGGUUUAUAUUGACUCAAGUUUAAAAACAAAAGUGUGACUGAAAACUUUUUACAGAGUCUAGUGCACCAAUGCUGACGUGAGGGGUGAUGUAUGGCGAGUGAAGAAAAUGUGCAUUGUGGUGGCCUGAAGCUUUAUUGGACAAGGAUGUGUGAAAGUGCAGAGAUAUAUUUAGUGACACAGUGUAGAGAGGCAAAAAAGGAAAAGACUCCAAAUGUCUAUUUUUUCUUACUGCCCUUUCCCUCCCCACCCCCACUGAUGCGUUCCUGACGCUGUAUUAACCUUGUUAUUAGGAACUCUGAGCCAUGCGGGAGCACCACCCUCCCCAUCCAGCCUCCUGCAGUGACCGACAACUCCAGCUAAAAGACUCUGGUGUUUUAUCUCCAUCCUUUCUCCCAUUUACUUAACCCUCAUCCUCAGAAAGAUGCCUCUUGCUAUUAAAAGUUGGAUUUAUGUUUUAGGAUUCUUGGUCUCUAUAGGGAGACGGCAGAGAAUUGAGCCAUUUGCUCUCUUGUUGAGCAAUUUGCAUGAGUCCACCAGAGGCCUAAUAUGUGUGGCCAUAACUUUUGUCUUCCCCAGCCUUUGAGGCAGUGUGUAUGGAUGUGUGUGUGGAUAUUUAUGUAUGUACCCUGCACUCAUGAAUGUAUGAACUGGAGGAAGUUACUACAGGGGAGGGGUUCUUAAUAACAAGGUCUACCUAGCAUGAAGUAUUUAACAUUCUCCCUUGAAAAAUAUACAUUUUUAUAAAAUAAAAACCAUAAUAAAUGUUUUGAAUAUUAAAAAAGAAAAGUGAACCUACAGAGGAACAUUGGAUGGAGAAAACUCUUUGCCUUGUACUUUCCCACAACUGCUGCUAGUUGUACACAUCUCUAGUUCAGCUCUUACCCAUGGGACAUUACCAAUUAGGUUUUAUUUUUAUUUUCCUCAACCCUCACAAACAAGCUUAUUAAUUUUCCUUCUCCUCUGGCGACUGUGUGGUGAAUCUUUUCUUGCGUGAUCAGGUUGCGGAUAGACUUGUAAGGGUGUUUGCUGCAUACAGUGUAAGCAUUGUGACCGCCAAUAAACUUCGAUGGUUUCUACUGACCUGG
Molecule: messenger RNA, 4816 nt
Organism: Mus caroli (Ryukyu mouse)
Lineage: Eukaryota; Metazoa; Chordata; Mammalia; Rodentia; Muridae
Source: RefSeq, a predicted model, not a curated record